This is a messenger RNA of Myripristis murdjan (pinecone soldierfish), 2598 nucleotides long. RefSeq names its product neurotrophic tyrosine kinase, receptor, type 3a (gene ntrk3a). Gene Ontology annotation, biological process: positive regulation of phosphatidylinositol 3-kinase/protein kinase B signal transduction; cellular response to nerve growth factor stimulus; positive regulation of kinase activity. The record is from RefSeq and is a predicted model, not a curated record. Gene Ontology annotation, cellular component: plasma membrane; signaling receptor complex; axon. NCBI's taxonomy places the organism in Eukaryota, Metazoa, Chordata, Actinopteri, Holocentriformes, Holocentridae. Bases 1 to 2484 code for a protein of 827 amino acids. The transcript is spliced from 18 exons. Gene Ontology annotation, molecular function: ATP binding; neurotrophin receptor activity; neurotrophin binding.
AUGGAUGGAUUUGGUGCGUUUGGGCUAUUUGGAGUCUGUCCUCCCAGGAUAUGGUGCUGGUGGAGGCUUUUAUUUCUCUUCAGCGUUUUCCACAACUAUCUGAGCUCCAUGCUGGACUGUCCGCCUACCUGUACCUGCUCCCCCAGCGACAUCUACUGCAAUAAGUCCGACAACGGCAAAUUCUUUCCCCUCCUGUCCUUCCAGGGCACUGGGGGCGCCGGGAAUAGCAGUGGGAGCAUCGAGGACCUCUUCCAGAACAUCACCUCCAUACAUAUUGAGAACUGGACUGGUCUGCAGGUCCUCAGGGAUGUGGAUAUGGAGUUAUACACGGGCCUGCAAAGGCUGACUAUUAUGAAGAGCAACCUGAAUACAAUCCAGACUCGUGCUUUCUCCAAGAACCCCCACCUGCGCUACAUAAACCUCUCUAACAACCGCAUGCUGACCAAGCUGUCCUGGCAGGUCUUCCAGCAUCUGCAGCUCGUUGAACUUCAUCUAGAAGAAGUUGUGUUUGAGUGCGGCUGUGAAAUCCGUUGGCUGCAGCUAUGGCAACAGAGAGGAGAGGCGGGGCUAAGCAGCCAACAACUAUACUGUGAUGAUGGCUUCCAGAAGAUACCUCUACAGGAUAUGAACAUCACCAGUUGUGACCUGCCAGAUAUCAGUGUUAGCCACAGCAACCUCACAGUUAUCGAGGGCGAUCGUGUCACAGUGAGCUGUAAUGGCUCUGGAUCCCCAUUACCAGAUGUCGACUGGACUGUCAAAGGCAUGCACUCCAUCAACACACACCAGGCCAUGGUCUACAACACCACCAUUCACUCCAUCAACAUGACGCUGUUUAAUGUGAGUCGAGAUGACAACAAUUUCUUGCUGACCUGCAUUGCUGAGAAUGUAGUGGGCAUGAGCAAUGCCUCUGUCCAGCUAACUGUUCAGUUCCCUCCUUCUAUCGUAAAACUGGACGAACCAGAGCGCCGCCAUGAUACUUGCAUAGAGUUUACAGUUCGGGGUUCUCCACAUCCAACCUUACAGUGGUUCUACAAAGAUAAGGAGAUUCCCCAAAGUGAGUAUGUGCGCACUGAGGUGGACACUUACCAAGACUAUUUGGAAGGUUGUCUCACCUUUAAGAAUCCAACACACCACAACAAUGGCAACUACACACUCGAAGCCAGCAACUUCCUUGGUGUAGCCACCAGGACCGUAUAUGGGCACUUUCUGGACAGACCCUUCACUGAUGAUUAUGAUUAUGAAGUGACCCCGACUCCAACCAUCACAGUGACUCACAGACCUGAGGAAGACACUUUUGGGGUCUCCAUAGCAGUAGGACUUGCGGGGUUUGCCUGUGUGAUGUUGGUGGUUCUCUUUGUUCUCAUCAACAAGUAUGGACGACGCUCCAAGUUUGGCAUGAAGGGUCCAGUAGCAGUGAUAAGUGGUGAGGAGGACUCUGCGAGCCCACUUCAUCAUGUUAACCAUGGGAUAAUCAGCCCCUGUACCCUGGAUUCUGGGCCAGAUGCUGUAGUCAUUGGAAUGACCAGGAUCCCCGUCAUAGAGAACCCACAGUAUUUCAGACAUGGACACAACUGUAACAAACCUACUACCUAUGUUCAGCAUAUUAAACGGCGUGACAUUAUUUUGAAGAGGGAGCUUGGAGAGGGCGCCUUCGGCAAGGUCUUCUUGGCUGAAUGCUACAAUCUGAGUCCCACGAAGGACAAGAUGCUGGUGGCUGUUAAGACUCUAAAGGAUCCCACUCUUGCAGCAAGGAAGGAUUUCCAACGUGAGGCUGAGCUGCUGACCAACCUCCAACAUGAGCAUAUUGUGAAGUUCUAUGGUGUGUGUGUUGAUGGCGACCCUCUCAUCAUGGUCUUUGAGUACAUGAAGCAUGGAGAUCUCAAUAAGUUCCUCAGAGCCCAUGGGCCAGAUGCCAUGAUCCUAGUUGACGGACAGCCCUUGCAGACCAAUGGGGAGCUAGGUUUGUCCCAGAUGCUGCACAUAGCCAGUCAGAUUGCGUCUGGGAUGAUCUACUUGGCAUCUCAACACUUUGUCCACCGUGAUCUGGCGACCAGGAACUGCCUGGUGGGGAAUGGCCUUCUGGUGAAAAUAGGAGACUUUGGCAUGUCCAGAGAUAUUUACAGCACAGAUUACUACAGGGUGGGAGGUCACACCAUGCUGCCGAUCCGCUGGAUGCCCCCAGAGAGCAUCAUGUACAGGAAGUUCACCACAGAGAGUGACGUGUGGAGUUUUGGAGUCAUACUGUGGGAGAUCUUCACCUAUGGCAAACAACCAUGGUUCCAAUUGGCCAAUAAUGAGGUGAUAGAGUGUAUUACUCAGGGCAGAGUACUGGAGCGUCCCAGGGUUUGUCCUAAGGAAGUCUAUGAUAUGAUGCUGGGCUGCUGGCAGAGAGAGCCACACCAGCGCCUCAAUAUUAAGGACAUUCAGAAGAUGCUGUUUACCCUGAUGAAAGCCACGCCAGUCUAUCUGGACAUACUGGGAUAGAAAUGGAUUUGAGUAGAAAGGCAUGUGGUGGAUAUUAGAUUGCAUUAGAUGGAAUAGAAAUUAGUGAAAUGAGACAAUGUUGACAGAGUUGAAUUGCAUUGGAGUGAAUGUUGG